Messenger RNA from Microthlaspi erraticum, 300 nucleotides. The record is from the annotation of a GenBank genome assembly. Lineage: Eukaryota; Viridiplantae; Streptophyta; Magnoliopsida; Brassicales; Brassicaceae.
AUGAGGAGCAUGGAGGGAGCAUGGAGGGACUUGGCACAUGGAAGCAGCUCAACUGGACACGCAAAGGAAGAAGGGAGAAGCCAUCUUGAAGACCAGCUCGACCGUCCACUCGACCAACCGGUCGAGUUCCUCAACUCGACCGGCCAAGCUUCAACUCGAUCGAGCUGGGGAGUCAAAGUCAAACCCGAAAAAUGUGUAUGCGAACUCGAUCGAGUCGGUCUAACUGAAGACUUGGUCGAGCUAGACUUACAACGGGUAGAAAGAGGUUCAGAGGUCACAGAGGGUACAAGAGGAACCUGA